AUGAGAUUGGGUGGUCGAUCACGAUAUGCCGAUCAAGGCUUGUCCCUUAUCGUGCUGCUGAUCUUGAUUUCUUGGGUCCCGGUACGGGCCGCGCAUAGCCACCUUCAUCACAGCCACUUCCACCACAAACGCAAUGAUACGACCGCAACCGAUCGUGAAGAUGCACUCACACUCGUGAAGAAUGCACUCGCUGUUCUGAGCGAAGUCAACAAACAUCGAACUGAAAAUCCUAAUUUCAACAAGGAUGGCUUUGCGGGACCUCGAGAACGGACGAGGGAGCCGGCUCAGCUAUUGGACUACAGCGCUAGUGCUGUAAAGACGGCCAGAUUGCAGUCAAGAGAUUCUUCUGUGAAUAGAACAAACGGCAAUACCCCUUACCGUAUUCCAUUAGAGCUUGCUCAGGCUGCCCGCAUCGUGGCUGAAUCUACUGUCAACAAACCGUCGGGCGACCAGCCUCAGGUUGCGGCGAAAAUCAGAGGAAAAUACGGCAAGGGGCGCAGAGAGACAAACAAUCCUCCUCAAGCCUUGGUCAGGUCAAAUGGUCUAUACGACUAUCUGGCAUUUGGGAGUAGCAGUAGCACAGAUGGAGUGUACGACAACAAGACGGCCCGGUCGGAGGUGAAGAAGCGAGAUGCGCCCUCUGAGUAUUGGAUGGCCUCGAUUGACCAGAACGGUCAGAGUCCGUUUGCUCCAAGUGGCUACAAGGUCUGGAGAAAUGUUCGCGAUUAUGGUGCCAUCGGUGACUCCGUCACCGAUGAUACAGAAGCGAUCAAUCGUGCCAUUUCAGAUGGAGGAAGAUGUGGCGUCGACUGUGGUUCUAGCACCAUCUAUCCGGCUACCGUUUGGUUUCCAGCCGGGACAUAUCUCCCGCUCAAUGUGCCAACUAUCCUUGCAGCCUCUAGUUUCGUUGGCUUGGGUGUCAUUACCUCUGACGUCUAUGUUAGUGACAACGGAGAAUGGUAUGUCAACCAGAACAAUUUCUUGAGAAGCGUCAGGAACUUCAAGAUCGAUAUUCGCCCAACCGAUCCUUCUGCAUACAUUUGCGCCAUUCACUGGCAGGUUGCACAGGGAACUUCGCUCGAGAAUAUUGAAUUUUAUAUGCUAUAUAAUUCAGAUGUUCCUAGCAACACACAACAGGGAAUUUAUAUGGAGAAUGGCUCGGGCGGCUUUCUCGCAGAUCUCACAUUUGUGGGUGGCAACUUCGGUGCCUACUUUGGAAACCAGCAAUUUACUUCAAGUCAGCUUGUGUUUGUUCAAUGCAAUACAGCCCUGCAGGUGCACUGGGAUUGGGCAUGGACAAUGCAGGAUUAUGUCAUCGAGUCAUGUACCAAUGGAUUAACAAUCACUGGAGGGGCAGGUGGCCCGGCAAGUACAGGACAGGGCGUGGGAUCUCUCAUCUUGGCUGAUGCUAUCAUUGCAAAUACGCCUAAUGGCAUCAUCACCUCUCUCUACGCUGAGAAUUCGACAUCUCUCUUUUUAAAGAAUGUUGGAUUUUUCAAUGUCAAGACUGCCAUCAUAGACACAGUUCAAGACAAAGUGCUCCUGGCGGGAGGCAAUGAAGUUCUUAAAGAUGCUUGGGGAUUUGGUAAGGUCACGAACGCACAAGGCGCGGGAUCCUUUGUCUCAGGCGAAGACAUCAUUACCGGAGACAUGUAUGAUGGUUUGCUGGGACCUCAAGCCUAUGUGAAGUCCAAUUUAUUCACGCGUCGAAGACCCCAAUAUGAAGGCAUAAAGGCGGGUGACAUUAUAAAUGUCAAGAAUCUUGGCGCAAAGGGUGAUGGGGCUACUGAUGAUACAGUGGUCCUAAAUAAUAUUCUCUCUUACGCCGCAAACCUUUCCUCUGUUGUUUACUUCCCGUUCGGAGUAUACAAGAUUCAUGACACAUUGAAGAUCCCUGUUGGGUCGCGUAUCAUUGGGCAGGCUUGGUCGCAGAUCAUGGCGACUGGUGACAAAUUUACAGAUGUCGAUAACCCCUAUGUGGCGGUCCAAGUCGGACGCAAAGGCGACUUUGGAAUCAUUGAGAUCCAAGAUAUGCUUUUCACCGUCUCUGGCCCUACUGCGGGUGUGGUGCUUGUGGAAUGGAAUGUGCAACAGUCUUUGCAAGGAUCGGCCGCGAUGUGGGAUUCCCAUAUCCGUAUCGGCGGAGCUAUCGGAACUAAGCUACAGAAAGCUCAAUGUCCGAAACAGUCAGGCAAAGUUAACACUGACUGCAUAGCUGCUUCUCUUCUGCUUCAUUUGACACCCUCAUCAUCGGCAUACAUGGAGAAUAUAUGGGUCUGGGUUGCAGAUCACGAUUUGGACAAGGACACUCAAGACCAAAUUGAUGUUUACGCAGGCCGUGGUAUUCUGAUUGAAAGCAAUGUCGCAUGGCUCUACGGCACCUCCUCUGAGCAUUCUACACUUUAUCAGUACCAGAUUUCCGGCGCCAACAGAAUUGUUAUGGGGAUGAUUCAAACAGAGUCACCCUAUUACCAGCCUGUCCCUCUGGCGCCUGCUCCAUUCAAUCCUGGGAAGUUCCCCAAUGACCCUACAUUCAACAACUGCGAGUCGAACUCUGCGACAUGUGCUAUCUCCUGGGCUAUUCGAAUUAUUGAUUCCACUAGCAUCUGGAUUUUGGGCAGCGGCCUUUACAGCUGGUACUCGGACUACUCACAGAAGUGUCUUGACACAAACAGCUGCCAGCAACGUGGCUUUGAGAUCGAGCAAAGUGUUGAUCUUUGGAUUUACAAUUUAUGUACCAGGGCGAUCGUGGAAAUGGUUACUCCUUUCCAAGGGGUCCCAACCUACGCCAAGGAAAACCUGAACGGCCUUCUUUCAUCCAUUUUGGUGUGGAUUGGCGGACUUGAUACGACUAUUGGCGAGCGAAAAUUCCCAGGAUGGUCUAUAUAUACAUCUGCAAGCCUCGAGACGUCUGAACUGCCUGCCUCUUGUAAGACAUCACUGACAGCAAAAAUCAAGUGUGACUCCUACGCACAGAGCAUGAUGUCGCGCUCUUGGCAUGGAUCCCUUGGGAACGACACUCUGACAGAUCUCCUCUGCGAUGAGAGUUGUGGUGAGAGCCUCAGUGAAUGGUUCACGUCUGUGCAGGACAACUGUGCCGGGUAUAAUAUCAGUGGUUCUCCCCCAGAGUUGUAUGGCGGACGGGUCUGGGCGGGAUACAACGAAACCUGUAGCAAGGACAAAGACUCCGGGGAGUAUUGUAAUGCUAUCAUCGAUAGUUUUACACUAGUCCAAAGCACCGAGGACAUGCCGCAGAGCGAGAUAUGCUCUUAUUGCUAUACAACCCGUCUCCAGAUGAUGCAACGGACACCCUAUUCUAUGUAUGAUGACUAUUACCAGGGAGUGCUUCAGACUAUCAACAAGCGCUGCGGCCUUUCCGGGCCAACAGACGUCCAAGAGAUCCCCUGGUCUACCAUCGAAGAAGAGCCUGAAUUCUGCCUUUCAGACAAUUUCUAUACAACGGUAAAGGGUGACACCUGCACAUCGAUCGCGCAGGCCAAUAGCGUAUCCUCCGCAUCUAUCUACAUGGGAAACCAAGAGAAGAUUUUGGAUUGCGGAUCUAUGAAAGCUGGUUUGAAGCUUUGCCUACCCUCGAAAUGUCAGGACACAUACUCUCUCGAGUCAUCAGACAACUGCACCGCAAUUGAAUAUGCAUUUUCGCUCACAAGCGGAGAUCUUCGGAAAUACAAUCCAUGGAUCUCCUUUGACUGUGAAAAUCUGCAGAUUGCGAGUAAAAUCUACGGCAAGAAUCUCUGUCUCUCCGCCCCUGGCGGGGCGCACACGAAUGCAACAGCCGGUACCGAUUCUACAACACCUUCGAAGGCUAACGGGUAUGUCUACGAAUAUAUUGCACCACCAGCGAACGCUUCUUUGGCCCAAGGCACAACGGAAAACUGCGGUCGCUGGCAUGAAGCUACGGCCAACGAAACGUGUGUGGGCAUUUGUGGACAGGAGAGCAUCACACAUGCUUUGUUCGUUCUGGUCAAUCCGUCCUUGGAUAGUUCUCAUUGCACAGAAAGCUUGCAACUUGGAAAGACUUAUUGUGCCGGUCCGAUGUAUACUUGGAAUGCUACUUUCAUCGAUGACAGUAGUAAGGGGGUAUCUACCUCUGCAUUUGCUUCUGCGUCUGCUCCCGAAUCUACUUCUGCUUCUGUCUAG
Messenger RNA from Penicillium chermesinum, 4158 nucleotides. RefSeq lists its product as uncharacterized. The coding region runs from base 1 to 4158 and encodes 1385 amino acids. The record is from RefSeq and is a predicted model, not a curated record. The transcript is spliced from 6 exons. NCBI's taxonomy places the organism in Eukaryota, Fungi, Ascomycota, Eurotiomycetes, Eurotiales, Aspergillaceae.